Molecule: messenger RNA, 3297 nt
Organism: Morus notabilis
Lineage: Eukaryota; Viridiplantae; Streptophyta; Magnoliopsida; Rosales; Moraceae
Product: AMP deaminase
Exons: 20
Coding region: 176-2752 (858 amino acids)
Biological process (GO): AMP metabolic process; IMP salvage
Cellular component (GO): cytosol
Molecular function (GO): AMP deaminase activity
Source: RefSeq, a predicted model, not a curated record
AGCACUAUCUGUUUCUGUUGUUCUCUUCUGUCUUCUCUGCUCUACCAAACUAAAAAAGGCUCCUUUGUAGGGUUUACCUUUUUCCAUUGCUGAGAGAGAGAGAGAGAGAGAGAGAGAGAGAAAGGGAUUUUCUAGAGAGAGAAAGUGAGGAGGGGUUUCAUUCAUCAUUCGCUCAAUGGAUGCUUACGCUCUGCAUUUGGCCAUGGCGGCUCUCGUCGGAGCCUCCUUCGUGGCGGUUUCGGCCUACUAUAUGCACCGCAAAACCCUAACGCAGCUUCUGGAGUUUGCCAAAACGGUGGAGAGGGAGAGAGACGAGGACACCAACCACAUCAACCACAACUCCGACGGCGAUUCGCCCCAGCAUUUGAAGAAGCGCCGUGGUGGCCACCACGCGCGGCGGAAGGUGAGUGGAUAUUACCGGCGAGGCUCGGCGUCGUUGCCCGACGUGACGGUGAUUUCCGGUGGGAUUGACGGCGGCGAGGAGAGGCGAAACGGUCCCGUGCCCAUCGAAGGUAUUCCCCCGGGGUUGCCGAGGCUCCACACGCUUCCUGAAGGGAAAGCAGCUUUGCAUGUUGGCGCGGCCAAGAGAAGUAGUGGCCUUCUGAGACCAACUUCCCCCAAGUCCCCUGUUGCAAGUGCUAGUGCCUUUGAGAGUGUAGAAGGUUCAGAUGAUGAAGAUAAUAUGACCGAUAACUCUAAGCUGGACACUUCGUAUAUCCACGCUAAUGGAAAUGCGGUCCCAGAGUGUAAAAGCCUAUAUGAGAAUUUACCAAAUCACGUUAAUGGAAAUGGGGAACAAAUUCCUAUAGCUGCUUCAAGUAUGAUUCGAUCUCAUAGCGUCUCUGGUGACCUGCAUGGUGUUCAGCCUGACCCAAUUGCGGCUGAUAUUCUGAGGAAAGAGCCAGAACAAGAAACCUUUGCACGACUUAAGAUUACGCCUACUGAGGUACCAUCACCUGAUGAAGUGGAAUCCUAUGUGGUUCUACAAGAAUGUCUUGAAUUGAGAAAAAGAUAUCUGUUCAGAGAAGCAGUUGCUCCAUGGGAGAAAGAAAUUAUAUCUGACCCCAGCACACCAAAGCCUAAUCCAGCUCCAUUCUUUUAUGCUCCCGAGGGAAAGUCUGAUCAUUAUUUUGAGAUGCAAGAUGGUGUCACUCAUGUUUAUGCAAAUAAAGAUUCAAAAGAAGAGCUUUUCCCUCUUGCUGAUGCCACAACCUUUUUCACUGAUCUGCACCACAUACUCCGAGUUAUAGCAGCUGGGAACAUCAGAACUUUAUGCCAUCACAGACUGAAUCUUCUAGAACAAAAAUUCAAUCUUCACUUGAUGCUUAAUGCGGAUAGGGAAUUUUUGGCUCAGAAAAGUGCUCCACAUCGUGAUUUUUAUAAUGUCAGGAAAGUUGAUACACACGUUCAUCACUCAGCGUGCAUGAAUCAGAAACAUCUUUUGAGGUUUAUAAAGUCAAAGCUGAGGAAAGAACCUGAUGAGGUUGUAAUAUUUAGAGAUGGAACAUACUUGACCUUGAAAGAAGUUUUUGAGAGCUUGGAUCUGACUGGGUAUGACCUGAAUGUUGAUCUUCUGGAUGUUCAUGCAGACAAGAGCACAUUUCAUCGUUUUGAUAAGUUUAAUCUUAAAUACAAUCCCUGUGGUCAAAGUAGGCUCAGGGAGAUUUUCCUUAAGCAGGAUAAUCUUAUUCAAGGUCGUUUCCUUGCUGAGCUGACAAAGCAAGUUUUCUUGGAUCUCUCUGCUAGCAAAUAUCAGAUGGCUGAGUACCGGAUAUCAAUAUAUGGUAGGAAGCAAAGUGAGUGGGACCAACUAGCCAGCUGGAUAGUUAAUAAUGAAUUGUACAGUGACAAUGUUGUUUGGUUAAUUCAGCUUCCAAGACUAUAUAAUAUUUACAAGGAAAUGGGAAUAGUCACCUCUUUUCAGAAUAUUCUUGACAACAUAUUUAUUCCUCUUUUUGAGGUCACCGUGGAUCCAGAUUCUCAUCCUCAGUUGCAUGUUUUCCUCAAACAGGUUGUUGGGUUAGAUUUGGUCGAUGAUGAAAGCAAGCCUGAACGACGCCCGACAAAACACAUGCCCACUCCAUCUCAGUGGACCAACGCGUUCAAUCCUGCCUUUUCGUACUAUGUGUAUUACUGUUAUGCUAAUCUCUAUACCUUAAAUAAGCUUCGUGAAUCAAAGGGCAUGACAACCAUCAAAUUUCGUCCACAUUCUGGGGAGGCCGGUGACAUAGACCACCUCGCUGCAACCUUUCUUACAGCUCAUAACAUUGCACAUGGAAUCAAUUUGAGAAAAUCUCCCGUUCUUCAGUAUCUCUAUUAUCUGGCACAGAUUGGUCUUGCCAUGUCUCCACUGAGCAACAACUCCUUAUUUUUAGACUACCAUCGGAAUCCUUUCCCAAUGUUUUUCUUACGAGGUCUCAAUGUAUCCCUUUCUACUGAUGAUCCUCUCCAAAUCCACUUAACAAAAGAACCAUUGGUUGAAGAGUAUAGCAUAGCAGCUUCUGUCUGGAAGUUAAGUUCAUGUGAUCUGUGUGAAAUUGCUCGUAAUUCAGUUUACCAGUCAGGUUUUUCACACGCUCUUAAGUCCCACUGGAUUGGGAAAGAGAAUUACAAGAGAGGACCAGAUGGGAAUGAUAUCCACAAAACGAAUGUGCCUCAUAUUCGGCUGGAAUUUCGUGACACGAUCUGGAGAGAGGAGAUGCGACAAGUCUAUCUGGGAAAGCCAAUUAUCCCUGAAGAAGUGGACAAGUGAUAUUUAAGCCAGGACAAUAUUGUAAUUUCAUUUUGAAUGGACAUGAACCUUGAACUGCUAUGCCCUAAGGAAAACGAACUUGCACUCUGACCCAUUCAUGUCACACACAACAUGUGCUAAACACCAAUUGACCAUGUGAACUGCGAGCCUUGGACUUGGAAGAAUGUCAGAUAAAAGUCCGUGAAUGAGGUAGAUCAUGUAUAGGAUAUAAGAUUUAGAUAUACUGCUUCAUCUCAGAUGAGUUACGAGUCUUAAAAUACAACAAAAAAGAAAGAAACGGUAUGGCAAAUAAUUUUGUUUUAGGGUUAUAAUUUGUACGAAUGAACUACUUCACAAGUUGAGUUAUAAUUAUAAUAAUAAUAAUAAUUAUUAUUAUAGUCUUUUUUUUUGCUUGGGGGAGGGUGUCGCAAGUAAUCGAGUGGUGUGUUUGCGUCAGUUAUAUGUAAUAUUUCCCAAUACAUAACUUACUAAUGGCAAGAAGGGGAAAAAUCUCUCUUGCUUCAUCAAGUUUUGACUCCUUGUUCCGAAUGAAAUGAGAGGAUUGU